AUGAAAGACAAAACUGAUAAUAGAACACAGCAAGAAUACCAACAAAACCAACAAAUUGUGCAACCUCUGCCUCUGCAAAUAAACCAAAUUGCACAACCACAACCACAACCAAUAUACUCAUAUGUCGAGCAACCGCAGCCGGCAUAUAUUAUACCUCCAUAUAACAUGCAACCUACCUAUGUCGUAGAACAACAAUUACAGCCAACAGAAUAUAUGAUAAUUGGCUAA
Molecule: messenger RNA, 228 nt
Organism: Acaulospora morrowiae
Lineage: Eukaryota; Fungi; Glomeromycota; Glomeromycetes; Diversisporales; Acaulosporaceae
Source: the annotation of a GenBank genome assembly